AUGAGCGAGCUGCAAAAAUCCUUUGCCAAGUCUAGACUGGCCAAGCUGCCUCUCCAACCGCCAACCGGGCCGUCCAUGCAAUCCCUCGACGAGGAGGUCAGUCACGAUGAUGACUCUUCCUCGACCUCAUCUACAGGGACAGUAGUUCCCUCACCCAGUAGACAACUGUUCGCAAGGCCAGGACGAGGAUCCGUCCAACAAACAACCCUUCCCUGGACAGACUACUUCACCCAGGAGCUCUAUCUUACACAAAUAGACACAUCUAACAACACUAAGAUCACUCACCAUGUCUACCUCACACCCCCAGCAGACUCCUCCAGUCCCCUCUUCGUCAUGCACCACGGCGCCGGUUCAUCCGGUCUAUCCUUCGCCGCAUGCGCCGGCGAGAUCCGCAAGAUCAUCCCCAAAGCCGGCAUCUUGUCCAUAGAUGCGCGCGAUCACGGCAGCACGGAAGACGGCGACGGGAGCAUCGAGCUAGAUCUAAGCCUCGAGACCCUGAACCGGGACCUAGUAUUCGUGGUCCGCGAGACCCAGACCCGAAUGGGCUGGGAGAAUCUUCCUGAUCUGAUUCUUGUCGGCCAUAGUCUAGGUGGUGCGGUAAUCACCGAUGUGGCCAGACAGGGUGAAUUGGGAAGCAAAGUACUAGCAUAUGCAGUUUUGGAUGUUGUAGAGGGAUCUGCUAUGGACGCCCUCCAAAGCAUGGAAACCUAUCUCAUGACCCGCCCAUCACGCUUCCCAUCCAUCACUUCGGGGAUAGAAUGGCACACCCGCUCCCGCACAAUCCGCAACAAAACCUCCGCCCGCGUCUCCGUUCCCUCCCUCCUCUACGAAGACCCCAAUUCACCCGACCCCACCAAACCAUGGAUCUGGCGAACCAAUCUCUCCGCCACGAAACCCUUCUGGGAGAACUGGUUCGUCGGUUUAAAUCGCAAGUUCCUCGAUGCUCGUGGUGGGAAGUUACUCCUUUUAGCGGGGACGGAUCGUCUCGAUAAAGAGUUGAUGAUUGGGCAGAUGCAAGGUAAAUAUCAACUACAAGUCCUGCCAGAAGCAGGCCACUUUAUACAGGAAGAUCAACCGGCCAAGACGGCGCAGAUUUUGGUAGACUUUUAUAAGAGGAAUGAUCGCAGUGCGUUGGUUCUGCCGCCUAAGGUGGCGGAUUUGCAGGCUUCGGCGGCGAUGAAGAAGGGGGCUGGGAGUGGUGCUGGAGCUGGAGGGUUGUUUAAGAAGAUAUGA
Molecule: messenger RNA, 1233 nt
Organism: Aspergillus niger
Lineage: Eukaryota; Fungi; Ascomycota; Eurotiomycetes; Eurotiales; Aspergillaceae
Exons: 6
Coding region: 1-1233 (410 amino acids)
Biological process (GO): protein demethylation
Molecular function (GO): protein methylesterase activity
Source: RefSeq, a predicted model, not a curated record